CUCCAUCCGUAAAUUACAACCCACUUCGCUGUGUAAGUGAAGACCGGGCUCCUGUCAGGGAAGUUUCAGAUCUGUCUGCAGGAUGGACGGAGGACACUACUGACGAACCACAUCCAGGCUUUCAGGAGUUUAUCGGGAAUAUUUAUUUUUGUAAACUUGGGAUUUUAGGCUGAAGAAGUAAAGGUUGAGACAUAGUUUUAACUUUUUCCCGAGGCUCGCAUCAUCAUUGGAUCGGGAAUACAAUAGAGAAGACUACGACUGUUGUGUUGAGGGCAGAGGAUGGGGAGCCGGGGGCACUACCGGUACCACUGGCAGAGCCACAAUGUCAAACAUAGCGGCGUGGAUGACAUGGUGCUGCUCAGCAAGAUCAAUGAGGACGCUAUCGUGGACAACCUCAAGAAGAGAUACAUGGAUGACUACAUCUUUACAUACAUCGGCCCUGUGCUCAUCUCUGUCAACCCUUUUAAGCAGAUGCCGUACUUUGGGGAAAAGGAAAUUGAGAUGUAUCAGGGCGCAGCACAAUAUGAGAACCCUCCUCACAUCUACGCUCUGGCUGAUAACAUGUACAGAAACAUGAUGAUUGACCGUGAGAAUCAAUGUGUCAUCAUCAGUGGAGAAAGCGGAGCUGGGAAGACAGUGGCAGCCAAAUAUAUCAUGGGCUACAUCUCCAGAGUGUCAGGAGGCGGACCCAAAGUGCAGCACGUCAAAGACAUCAUCCUACAGUCCAACCCGCUGCUGGAGGCCUUCGGCAACGCCAAGACUCUGAGGAACAACAACUCCAGCAGAUUUGGGAAAUACUUUGAGAUCCAGUUCAGCUCCGGUGGCGAACCAGACGGUGGGAAAAUCUCCAACUUCCUUCUGGAGAAGUCACGUGUCGUCAUGCGAAAUCCCGGGGAGAGGAGUUUCCAUAUAUUCUACCAGAUGAUAGAAGGAGCCAGUGGAGAGCAAAAGAGCAGCCUGGGAAUCACAAGCCUGGAUUAUUACAGUUACCUCAAUCAGUCCGGCUCUUACAAAGUGGACGACAUCGACGACAAGAGUGACUUUAAGGAGACAAUGCACGCUAUGGAUGUGAUUGGCAUUGAGGCUGCGGACCGCGCCAUGGUGCUUCAGAUUGUAGCCGGAGUCCUGCACCUGGGAAACAUCAAUUUUAGGGAAGCCGGCAACUACGCAGCUGUGGAGAGUGAGGAAUUUUUAGCCUUUCCAGCAUUUCUUCUGGGCAUCGACCAGAACCGUCUGAAGGAGAAAUUGACCAGCAGGAAGAUGGACAGCAAGUGGGGAAGUGCACUGGAGUCAAUUGAUGUGACACUGAACGUGGAGCAGGCGUGUUAUACUCGUGAUGCGCUCUCCAAAGCCCUGCACGCUCGAGUGUUUGAUUACCUGGUGGAGUCCAUCAACAAAGCCAUGGUAAAAGAUCAUCAGGAGUUAAAUGUCGGAGUGUUGGACAUUUAUGGAUUUGAAAUUUUCCAGAAAAAUGGAUUUGAACAGUUCUGCAUCAACUUUGUGAAUGAGAAACUCCAGCAGAUCUUCAUCGAGCUGACUCUGAAGGCUGAGCAGGAGGAGUAUGUGCAGGAGGGCAUCAAGUGGACUCCUAUCGAGUACUUCAACAACAAGAUUGUCUGCGAUCUCAUUGAGAGCAAAAAUCCUCCUGGCAUCAUGAGCAUCGUGGAUGAUGUUUGCGCCACGAUGCAUGCUGUGGGGGAGGGGGCCGACCAGACGAUGCUGCAGAAGCUCAGAGUGCAGAUCAACACCCACGAACAUUUCAACAGCUGGAACCAAGGCUUCAUUAUCCACCACUACGCAGGCAAGGUGUCCUAUGAUGCAGAAGGUUUCUGCGAGAGGAACCGAGAUGUCCUUUUUAAUGACCUCAUUGAGCUGAUGCAGAGCAGUGAAAUUGCCUUCAUCAGAGCACUGUUUCCAGAAAACCUCAACGCUGAAAAAAAGGGUCGACCCACAACGGCAGGCAGCAAAAUAAAGAAACAAGCCAAUGACUUGGUGAGCACACUGAUGAAAUGUACUCCACACUACAUCCGCUGCAUCAAACCCAACGAGACCAAGAAGCCCAGAGACUGGGAAGAGAGUCGAGUUAAACAUCAGGUGGAGUACCUGGGACUGAAGGAAAACAUCCGGGUAAGGCGUGCUGGCUACGCCUACCGCAGAAUCUUCAGGAAGUUCCUCAACAGGUACGCUAUCCUAACCAAAGAGUCAUGGCCAACGUGGCGAGGAGAUGAGAAACAAGGCGUCCUUCAUCUCUUACGGUCUGUCAACAUGGACCAGGAUCAGUUCCAACUCGGUCGCACCAAGAUCUUCGUUAAAGCCCCUGAGUCGCUCUUUCUGCUGGAAGAAACAAGGGAACGCAAGUUUGACGGCUACGCCAGGACGAUCCAAAAGGCCUGGAGGAAGUAUGUGGCCCGCAAGAAGUAUGUCCAGAUGAGGGAAGAAGCCUCUGACCUGCUGCUGAAUCGGAAGGAGAGGCGGCGACACAGCCUCAACAGGAACUUUGUAGGCGACUACCUGGGGAUGGAUGACAGGCCUGAGCUCCGACAGUUUGUGGGAAAGAGAGAGAAGAUUGACUUUGCGGACAAAGUUACAAAAUUUGACCGCCGGUUUAAGGGGAUUAAAAGGGACUUGAUCCUCACGCCAAAGUCUGUGUACCUGAUUGGGAGAGAAAAAGUGAAACAGGGACCAGAGAAAGGCCAGGUGACAGAGGUGCUGAAGAGGCGGAUUGAUGUGGAGAAAAUCCUAGCGGUGUCUCUCAGCACAAUGCAGGAUGAUUUCAUGAUCCUACAUGAGCAGGAGUAUGACAGUCUGCUGGAGUGUGUGUUCAAGACAGAGUUCAUCAGUUUACUGGCACGAAGGUUUGAAGAAAAGACACAGAGGAAGCUACCACUCAAGUUUAGUAACACACUGGAGAUGAAGCUGAAGAAGGAGAACUGGGGCUUCCUGAGUGGAGGCGGCUCCCGGCAGGUCGUGUUUGUUCAGGGUCAGGGAGACAUGCCUGUUCUGAAACCUUCAAGCAAAUCGCUGCAGGUCAGCAUCGGACCCGGGCUUCCCAAGAACACACGUCCCACCAGGAAGACCUUCACUCAGGGUCGCAGUAACAUGUCCAGAACACAGCCCACCCGAGCAGCACCGGGCCCCCCAGUUGCUCACCAGAACGGCGGAUUGAAAAACACCAACCACGUAGCUAAUCAGAGGAACUCCUCACAUCAUCACAACCAAAGGCAUCCCUCAUCCAGCAACGCAACACGCCCGUUCCUGCCGAGCAACAUCAGCCAGAUAAAGGAUCGAAACACCAACCGACCACAGCCAAACCUGGACUGUCUGAGGGUCCCAGACCAGGGAGCUGCUGGUCAUGGAGGCAGACGACCAGAGUCAAAUGGAGGAAUAGCCCACAGACCAUCAGCCAGCAGGCCGACACCAGGGGGAGGACGACCCAAACCUGCUCCCAAACCCAAACCCCAGGUGCCCCAGUGCAAAGCUCUGUACGCCUACGACGCUCAGGACACAGAUGAGCUCAGCUUCAACGCUGACGACAUUAUUGACAUCAUCAAAGAGGAUGCAUCAGGAUGGUGGACAGGGCGACUCCGUGGAAAACAGGGACUUUUCCCUAAUAACUACGUCACCAAGAUCUAGGAGCCCAGUCAACAUCACACCGAGACGAGUCUGCCGCGUCUCCUCAGGAUGAGACGACGCUCACGGUCAAAGAGGGAGGAGCUUCGUGAUGUUCUGUUCAGGAGGGAGACGUCACACUUCCUUCAACUACUGCCUUGUUGUACAUGAAUGUAACACUCGGUUACAACCCGACCAGAAGACCGUCAGACUUGAAUGAGGCUCUGCAAGAAGACUGUUUGACCCCGGGGUCCGCGGCCCCUCUGAGUACUGAACAAAACUAUUUAUUGUAUUUAUAGCUUUUCUGUGUUCUCCUUACUGUCGUUUUCACCUUGCUGAGGUUUUGAGCUCCAUCAUUUUUGAAGCGCUGGAAUGAAGUCUGCUUAAUCUGUGGGACCAGGCUGUGAUUUUAGGCUCAUCGUGUCAUGUUUAGAUGAAGGCUUCGUCGCCUCCAUAUCACCAUCUCGUCAUUUAACUGACUGCUGUUUUAAGAGGAAUAUUUAUUUUAAUGCAGGUGAUGGACAUUGAAACACAACCACACUGUCAUUUUAACUGAUAUUAAAAACCAAAGCGAUGUGUGUUUUAUUAGGUCUGUUCUAAAGUCAGAAGGUGAAUCAUCUGGAAAAAAAAGUCAUGUUUGUUUUUAUUGUUUUGUCACCGUUUUCAUUUUCUUUGUGACAGCGAGUAGAGGCCAUGUGUACUGUAUCCUGAGCAUUUUGUCUGUGGUGUAUUAGCACUUUAUUGGUACAGGUACUACCUUGGACACAGACACCGUCACAUCCAACCACAGCCAGUCUAUAUGAAGAUUGCCAAGCUAGCAAUAAGCCUAUUUACUGAGGACAAUGAUGUGUUUACAUGAAGUUAUUAUUAAACAGGCGUGUUUUUUAGAUCUGAUUCUGUAUAUGUGUUCAUAUGUCGGAGUUUGCCUGUCGUUGGCCAGAAUUUAAGUUAAUUUUUUUUUUUUUUUCUCUGAAGGAUCUUAAUUUUUCUGUCUAUCCUCUGCUCUGAUGCUCACAGGGCUGCAUUAUUUUCAGACAGAUAUUAUAGCAGUUAUCACAGACAGACUCGGGUGAACGGAUUUGUGUUUUGUCAAGUGCUAAAUUUGUUUUGGUCGUUGACGUUUUUCUGUGGCACUGCGAAGAGGUCCUUUUGCUUUUGCUCUAUUGUUUCUGCACAACUUUUGCACUGCAGUUGCAUUACUUACACAUUCCUUUGGUUUUUUGUUUUUUUUCCCCAGUAAAAUAACAGCA
This is a messenger RNA of Sphaeramia orbicularis (orbiculate cardinalfish), 4859 nucleotides long. It is a transcript of the gene myo1ea, whose product is annotated as myosin IEa. Gene Ontology annotation, cellular component: cytoplasm; microvillus; plasma membrane. The transcript has 29 exons. The coding region runs from base 280 to 3633 and encodes 1117 amino acids. NCBI's taxonomy places the organism in Eukaryota, Metazoa, Chordata, Actinopteri, Kurtiformes, Apogonidae. Gene Ontology annotation, biological process: glomerulus development; endocytosis; actin filament organization. The record is from RefSeq and is a predicted model, not a curated record. Gene Ontology annotation, molecular function: microfilament motor activity; actin filament binding; ATP binding.